AUGAACGUUACGGAGGAGAUGUACAAUUACAUCAGCAAAGAAUGUCCUCUUCUAGAACAGUUUGCUGUAGCUAAGCGAAACUUUGACGACACGGAAAUGGACCUAAGCUUUUUCUUGAAACAUUGGAAAAAUACUUUCAUAAACAACAAGGCUCUGGAAUAUAUGUCCAAUUGUAGAAACCUCCAAGAUCUGUGCAUUUGUUACUCAGAUAAAUCAGCGGUUACCGACGAAGGAAUUCUUGCUCUUUCACGAGGAUGUAUUCAACUGAAGAAGGUCGAUUUUGAGGGAUGUUUAGGAAUCACGGACUAUGGAAUUAUGGAGCUGUCUCGGCAUUGUCAUGGCCUUUGCUUUGUCAAUCUUUGUAACUGUUAUCAUAUUACUGGUUUCGGGUUUUAUUGUUUGGUUAUAAAUUGUCCGAGACUUCAGGAAGUCCAGAUGCACAGCUGUCCAUUUGUAAAAGAGAUUCUUCGAAAUGAUGAUAGCUUUCCAGAAGUUUCUAUUUCCUCUCUGUUUGAAAAUGUGGCAGCAGUUGGUACUAAGUGUGAUUGUAUUGAAAUCUACAACUCAUGGGAAUCAUGGGAUUCGUACAGCGAAUCAAAGUGCUGCCCUAUAGUCAUUCAAGGCCAGAACGAGAUCAAAGUUCUAUACGGGCUAACAGAUGAAAUGAUCAGGCAAUGCAGUCGAAGUAAUCAAUAUGAAGAGACUCAAACUGGAUUUCAAUUAACCGACUUAGAAGACAGGGACUUAUCAAAAGACCCUACAGCAGUCCAUCAUUUGCAAGCUCCAUUCGAUUGCUCUCGGAUACAAAAACUGGAUCUUUCCAAUUGUAGAAGAAUCUGCGAUUCUGAUGUUUUAAGGAUCUGCAAACAUUUUCCAGAAAUUAGAAACCUAAAUCUCGCCCACAACUUCAAGUUAUCAGACACGAGUGUAACAGCUGUAUCCAGACAACUAACACUUCUGAAGGUUUUGGACUUGAAAGGUAUUGAAAACUUGACAAAUGCUUCUUUGAAUUAUCUUCUUGAACGAAGUUUGGAGUUUUUCUCUUUUUCUCCUUAUUCACAAGUCUCAGUCACUGGUUUAAGGAAUUUCCUUGUGUGUAGCAAGAACUUGAAGGAAAUUAAGCUUAAUUUCAAAGUGGAUAUUUCCGCAAAGUUGACGCCAGAUAUAAUCAGAAGUAUGCUUUCCGAGGAAGACUGUGGAUUUUUCAUGACUCUUGGCGAAUUGUCGUCUUACGUUAUCAUUGCAUCUAGAUGUAGUAAAUAUGACUAA
Molecule: messenger RNA, 1269 nt
Organism: Saccostrea cuccullata (small rock oyster)
Lineage: Eukaryota; Metazoa; Mollusca; Bivalvia; Ostreida; Ostreidae
Product: F-box/LRR-repeat protein 2-like
Exons: 1
Coding region: 1-1269 (422 amino acids)
Cellular component (GO): cytoplasm
Source: RefSeq, a predicted model, not a curated record